AUGGGCAAGUCGAUCUCCGAAGCCAUCGGUGCCGACCACGACGAAUUCGACGUCCUCUACGAAAACCUCAAGAACGCCACCGACGACGCAGCAAAAGUCCGCUGGCGAAACCAAUUGACCUGGACAGUCGCCCGCCACGCCAUCAGCGAGGAAUUGACAUGGUAUCCCGCCAUGGAGAAGCAUUUGGGCGAAGAAGGUGUCCGUCUGUCCAAGACUGACAAGGAACAACAUCAAGGUGUCAAGGAUUACCUUUACAAGUUGCAAGAUAUGACGCCUGUGGAUCCUAAAUUCAUGCCCCUCCUUGAUACUUUGAUGGAUCUUCUUCACCACCACAUCGAACAUGAAAAGGAGGAAGAUAUGCCUCGUCUUGAAGGCUUGCUUUCCCGCGAGGAGAGUGAAGCAUUGGCCGCAAGUUUCGAGCGCACAAAGAAGAUCGUACCCACACGAAGCCACCCCGGUGCACCGACGAGCUAUUACCUGGAACUGUUGACAGGCUUGAUGGCCGCGCCUGUUGACAAGUUCAAGGACUACCUUAGCGAUUUCCCGGAUUCCAAGGACAAGGAAGAAGCGAUCAAGGCGAGAGAGAAUAAGAUGUAA
This is a messenger RNA of Aureobasidium pullulans EXF-150, 597 nucleotides long. RefSeq lists its product as uncharacterized. The coding region runs from base 1 to 597 and encodes 198 amino acids. The transcript is spliced from 2 exons. The record is from RefSeq and is a predicted model, not a curated record. Lineage: Eukaryota; Fungi; Ascomycota; Dothideomycetes; Dothideales; Saccotheciaceae.